Molecule: messenger RNA, 638 nt
Organism: Bombus terrestris (buff-tailed bumblebee)
Lineage: Eukaryota; Metazoa; Arthropoda; Insecta; Hymenoptera; Apidae
Exons: 2
Coding region: 147-476 (109 amino acids)
Biological process (GO): transcription by RNA polymerase II; transcription initiation at RNA polymerase III promoter
Cellular component (GO): nucleus
Source: RefSeq, a predicted model, not a curated record
AUUAAGUUACAGAUUUUUAAUUACAUAGAAUACUUGAACUUACUUACAUAAAGAACUUGAUACUUUAGCGUAUCUUGUUACUAUAAAGUUUACGUUUUAUUAUUGAUUUCGUUAAAAAUAAAAAUAAUAAAAUAACACUAACAAAAAUGACGACUAUCGAUGAUUUUAGCAAUAUAAAAAUAAGUACCAGCGAUUUACUCGUUUUUCAAAGAGAAUUAAUACAAGAAAAAGAACUUCUUCAAAAUAUAUUAGCAAAAAUUGAUAAUCAAAUAAGUAGUUUGCAGGUAGAACAACUUCAUUUAUUGGGGUUAGUGAACAAAUCAUUAAAAGGUACAAAUACCAAGUCUCCUCCACAAAGUAUCAAGUAUCAGUCAACAAAUGAUAAUCAACAAGACUUUACAAGCAAAUCGUUAGACUUAGCUGUACCCUCAACCUCCAGGUAUUACGAGGAAGAAAUGGAAGAUGAAGAUGAUUAGAAUAAGAUUUUAAUUUAAGAAAAUUAUAUUACAUUAAAGUAGAAUGAUAAUUUGGUUAAAUUUGAUAAUUUAUUUCCCUUACAAAUAAUGAAACUAAAUAGUGCGUCAAUUUAUUUUAUAAAUAUGUUUCUCAUUAAUAAAUUUCUAAUAUAUUUAUGUUAA